AUGGACCAUGUCUCCUAUAAAAACUACUGUCAGUCCACUAGCUCCAAUCGCCGCCGCGUCUAUCCUGUUUCUAUCUCUAAUACCAAAACUCGUGAAAGUGAUUUAGAACGUCUUCUUGAAGCCAUUGAUCAGCAGUCACAGCAAGUGUGUCUUGACGAAGAUCCCCGCGUCAAACUUAUCCGUCGUUUAUUGACCUAUCUUGCUGACUGGCGCCGUCGUCUUCGCGAAGCUCUCUCUGCAGCUCGCCUCGGUCUUACCACUGUUUCCUCAGUUUCUAGGCUCGCACAUGCGGCUCCUUGCGGCAAUAUUGGAGCCAACCCCAUCGGCUCAGCGGGAAAAGGGGCUAUUGUUUUCGUGAAGCCGAUGCCUGGAAUCUCCGUCUGCUCUAGUUUCCCUAAGCUGGCGGCCAACAUCUAUCUAGAAGAUCUUAAACGCGAGUUGAGCCAUGAAUUUCCGGCAUGGGCCCUCCGUAUGCCAGAGUGUCAAAUCCUUGAUCUUGUAAAUUAA
Molecule: messenger RNA, 507 nt
Organism: Protopolystoma xenopodis
Lineage: Eukaryota; Metazoa; Platyhelminthes; Monogenea; Polystomatidea; Polystomatidae
Source: the annotation of a GenBank genome assembly